AUGAGUGAUGUCGAGAUGGAAAUAUUCGGGGUGGCUGCCCCGUACCUCCGCAAAUCAGAACGGGAGAGAAUCGCAGCCCAAAACAUGGUGUUUGAUGCCAAAACAGCCGUCUUUGUGCCUGACCCGAAGCAGGAGUAUGUGAAGGGAAAAAUCAAAAGCCAAGACGGUGCUAAUGUCACUGUGGAGACUGAGAAUGGAAAGGUUGUCACUGUGCACCUGGAUGACGUUCGCCCCAUGAACCCUCCCAAGUUUGACAAGAUCGAGGACAUGGCCCUGCUGACGCAUCUCCAUGAACCGGCCGUGCUCUUCAACCUCAAGGAGCGCUACGCCGCCUGGAUGAUCUAUACCUACUCUGGGCUCUUCUGUGUGACUGUGAACCCCUAUAAGUGGCUUCCAGUCUACAACCCGGAGGUGGUGGCCGGGUACCGUGGAAAGAAACGGCAAGAGGCCCCCCCGCACAUCUUCUCCAUCUCUGACAACGCCUACCAGUUCGUGCUCACAGAUCGAGAGAACCAGUCUAUCCUGAUCACUGGAGAAUCUGGUGCGGGGAAGACUGUCAACACAAAGAGAGUCAUCCAGUAUUUUGCAACAAUUGCAUCAUUCGGAGACUCCAGCAAAAAGAGCAAGCUGCCGGCAAAAUGCAGUUUACAGGGGACUCUGGAGGAUCAAAUCAUCCAGGCCAACCCUCUGCUGGAAGCUUUCGGCAACGCCAAGACUGUGAGAAACGACAACUCGUCUCGAUUUGGCAAAUUCAUCCGCAUUCACUUUGGAACAAAGGGGAAGUUGGCAUCAGCUGAUAUUGAAACUUACCUUUUGGAAAAAUCCAGAGUGACCUUUCAGCUGCCGGCAGAGAGGAGCUAUCACAUCUUUUAUCAGAUCAUGUCAAACAGGAAGCCGGAUUUAAUAGAGAUGCUGCUGAUAACCACCAAUCCAUAUGACUACCCUUUCAUCAGCCAGGGUGAAAUCACUGUGCUGAGCAUCAAUGAUCCCGAGGAGCUGAUGGCCACAGAUAGUGCCAUUGACAUCCUGGGGUUUAACACGGAGGAAAAGGUGGGCAUCUACAAGCUGACUGGAGCUGUAAUGCACAACGGGAACAUGAAGUUCAAGCAGAAGCAGCGGGAGGAGCAGGCGGAGCCCGAUGGCAGUGAGGUGGCGGACAAAGUUGCCUACCUCAUGGGUCUAAACUCAGCUGACUUGCUGAAAGCGCUGUGUUAUCCCCGAGUGAAGGUUGGCAAUGAGUAUGUCACCAAAGGCCAGACUCCGCAGCAGGUGAACAACGCCAUGGGUGCCCUGUCUAAGGCCGUGUAUGAGAAGCUGUUCAUGUGGAUGGUCACGAGGAUCAACCAGCAGCUCGACACCAAACUCCCAAGACAGCAUUUUAUUGGCGUCCUGGAUAUUGCAGGGUUUGAGAUCUUCGAGAUGAACAGCCUGGAGCAGCUGUGCAUCAACUUUACAAAUGAGAAGCUGCAACAGUUUUUUAACCACCACAUGUUUGUGUUGGAGCAAGAGGAAUACAAAAAGGAAGGAAUUGUGUGGGAGUUCAUUGACUUCGGCAUGGACUUGGCAGCCUGCAUUGAGCUCAUUGAAAAGCCGAUGGGUAUUUUUUCAAUUCUCGAAGAGGAGUGCAUGUUUCCAAAGGCGACAGAUGGCUCCUUCAAGAACAAGCUGUUCGACCAACACCUGGGGAAGACCAGCAUCUUUCAGAAGCCCAAGCACUGCAAAGGAAAAGCAGAAGCCCACUUCUCGCUGAUGCAUUAUGCCGGAACUGUAGACUACAAUAUCAGCGGCUGGCUGGAAAAAAAUAAAGACCCUCUAAAUGACACUGUGGUGCAACUUUACCAAAAAGCUUCCCUUAAGCUGCUCUCUCAGCUCUUUGCCACAUAUGCCACUUCUGCCGCUGCUGCUGAUGGAAGUAAGAGAAGUUUCAAGAAAAAGGGCUCCUCUUUCCAGACAGUUUCUGCACUUUUCAGGGAAAAUCUAAAUAAACUGAUGGCCAACCUCAGAUCCACACAUCCACACUUUGUAAGAUGCAUUAUCCCCAAUGAAACCAAAACACCAGGGUCCAUGGACCACCAUCUGGUCCUUCACCAGUUACGCUGUAACGGCGUGCUGGAAGGUAUCAGGAUUUGCAGAAAGGGAUUCCCAAGCAGGAUCCUCUAUGGAGAUUUCAGGCAGAGGUACCGGAUUCUGAAUGCCAGUGCGAUCCCUGAGGGGCAGUUUAUUGACAGCAAGAAGGCGUCAGAGAAACUACUCUCCUCCAUUGAUGUGGACCAUGCUCAGUAUAGAUUUGGAUACACAAAGGUUUUUUUCAAAGCUGGCCUGCUGGGUCUUCUAGAGGAGAUGAGGGAUGAACGUCUGGCUGUGCUGAUAACUCGCAUACAGGCUGUGUCCAGAGGUUAUGUCACCAGGCUGAGGUUCAAGGAGAUGGCAAAGAAAAGAGAGUCCAUCUUCAUCAUCCAAUACAACAUCCGUUCAUUCAUGAAUGUGAAGAACUGGCCUUGGAUGAGGCUCUACUUCAAGAUAAAGCCUCUGUUACGAAGUGCGGAGGCCGAGAAGGAGAUGCAGACCAUGAAAGAGGAAUUCUCACGACUCAAAGAGGAGUUUGCAAAGUCAGAGGCCAGGAGGAAGGAGCUGGAGGAGAAAAUGGUCACGCUCGUCCAGGAGAAAAAUGACCUUUACCUUCAAAUCCAAGCAGAGAGGGAGAACCUGUGCGAUGCGAGGAGAGUGUGA
This is a messenger RNA of Micropterus salmoides (largemouth bass), 2730 nucleotides long. RefSeq names its product myosin-8-like. Gene Ontology annotation, molecular function: ATP binding; microfilament motor activity; actin filament binding. The transcript is spliced from 21 exons. Bases 1 to 2730 code for a protein of 909 amino acids. Gene Ontology annotation, cellular component: actin cytoskeleton; cytoplasm; myosin complex. Lineage: Eukaryota; Metazoa; Chordata; Actinopteri; Centrarchiformes; Centrarchidae. The record is from RefSeq and is a predicted model, not a curated record. Gene Ontology annotation, biological process: vesicle transport along actin filament; actin filament organization.